CCCCGCGGCUCGAGAGGGCGGGGGCGGCCACGAGGGAGAGCACUUACCAUCCGGUUGCCUAAGAGGCCAGGUGAGGAGGGAGCAGAAGGCGAAGCUGACAAUGAGGCGGGGGAUGAUGUUCAGGGGACCCCUGCGGCUGAAGGCGGUGAAGAGGGAGGAGAGAGGCCGGAGCCGGUUGGAGGUGGCAAACCAUUCAGGAGGAUAAACGGGAAAGUAUAUAUCAUCGAUGGGGAUGAGUAUGUUACGGAGGACGAUCCGAAGGGAGACACGAAGAUAGAUAAGAACGGUAACCUGUUGGGAGGGCGCCGGUUCAAGGCUCAGACCUUUACCCUGCCCAAUAGACACCCAGAACGGCAGUAUAUGCUGGCUAUUGAUGCUGCUCGUACAUCCGGCUUCAAGGACUCAUUGUACUACUUCCGUCGAAAUCCCCUCACUUUCAAGCUCAACGCCACGCAACCAGAGAAAGAUUACUUGAUAGAGCAGGGGAAGUUGGGGUCUCACCUGCGUACUCGCAGUGUGACUUUGAUCACCGCAAGAAGUGCCUAUAAGUUACACGGCGCGAAGAUGAUCAUCGACGGACGCUGGGUGGUGGACGACUACUACGAAGAUAAGGUUCUAGAAGAGAUUACUGCCAAGGGGCUCAAACCAGGGGACCUGGUUGGUGACCUACAAGAGCCCCAUGCUGAAUCAAAGGACAUGCUCGCCGUCGCCGACCGCGUAACGAAAUCCGACCGCCCUGGCGGUGGCCCGAGCAUGUACCGCCCCGGCGGGCCCACGACCAUCUUUGGCGGUUCCGGAUGGGGCCCGUUCAGCGAGGGCCCUCUCAAUGCCGUGAAGAAGUCGAUGCUGAGCCGUGAUGGCGUGACCGAAGAAAACUUCAUGUUCGUAGCAGCACAGCGGACGAUGGAGGCCAGCCGGGACUGGGCGAAGCUGAGGAGGAAUGUACUGAUGCCGUGUGGCGGCAUCCUGGGCGAGAUUGGUGGGGGUGGUGAUGAAGAGCAAGGGACGGCUGGGGGAGAGCGGCCAAGAAAGAAACGGAAGAGAAUCGAGGAUGAUCUGCCGCUCGGCGUGUACGAGCCCCAUUCCGGUGUAGUGCUCUAUCGGACGGACACUCAGCCGACAAGGAGUCGCUGGGAGGCGAUGCCCGAAACGGAACAAAAGAAGUCGGUGUUGGGAGGCACCAAAACGGGCAACGGAGCGUGGGCGCUUGCUUGGGUAGACACGGUUAUGGAGGUUCCCCCGGAGCGACCAGAAUCAGGGCCCCCUAUAGACUCAACCUGAGGCUGGGAUCAAAGUUGCGAUGUUCUGCAUAUUUGGUAUGAUAUCUCUUCCGUAAUCUGACGUCUCGUGGCCAC
Messenger RNA from Gloeophyllum trabeum ATCC 11539, 1355 nucleotides. RefSeq lists its product as uncharacterized. Lineage: Eukaryota; Fungi; Basidiomycota; Agaricomycetes; Gloeophyllales; Gloeophyllaceae. Bases 361 to 1281 code for a protein of 306 amino acids. The record is from RefSeq and is a predicted model, not a curated record. The transcript has 4 exons.